Messenger RNA from Setaria italica (foxtail millet), 992 nucleotides. RefSeq names its product eukaryotic translation initiation factor NCBP. The record is from RefSeq and is a predicted model, not a curated record. Gene Ontology annotation, biological process: translational initiation. Gene Ontology annotation, cellular component: cytoplasm; eukaryotic translation initiation factor 4F complex. Gene Ontology annotation, molecular function: RNA 7-methylguanosine cap binding; translation initiation factor activity. The transcript has 6 exons. NCBI's taxonomy places the organism in Eukaryota, Viridiplantae, Streptophyta, Magnoliopsida, Poales, Poaceae. Bases 106 to 798 code for a protein of 230 amino acids.
UCCUUCCCCCUUCGCCUUCCUGAUCCUCUCUCGACCCUUCCUGCUGGAGAGUUCUGACCAGCACCACUACACCCAGCCGACCAAAUCGCCGUAGAAGGGCGCGCCAUGGAGCCGGCGGUGGAGAAGAAGGAGGCCGAGCAGGAGGAGCAGCAGCUACCGCAAGCGCGCAAGGAAGACGCUACCGCCGCCGUCGUCGAGGAGGACGAGGCGGAUUCGGAGGAGACCGAGCGCCGCAACCGCGACCUGAAGGCCGGCCUCCACCCCCUCAGGCGCAAGCUCAUGCUCUGGUACACGCGCCGGACGCCUGGGGCGAGGUCGCAGUCGUACGAGGACAACAUCAAGAAGAUCAUCGACUUCAGCACUGUCGAAUCGUUCUGGGUUUGCUACUGCCACCUCGCGCGCCCUUCUUCCCUCCCAAGCCCCACUGACCUUCAUCUCUUCAAGGAUGGCAUCCGGCCCCUUUGGGAGGACCCUGCAAAUCAGAAUGGUGGCAAGUGGAUAAUUAGGUUCAAGAAGGCUGUUUCGGGUCGUUUCUGGGAGGAUUUGGUGCUGGUGCUAGUAGGUGACCAACUUGACUUUAGUGACGAUGUUUGUGGUGUUGUGCUCAGUGUCCGUUUUAAUGAAGACAUUCUAAGUGUUUGGAAUCGGAACGCAUCAGAUCACCAGGCUGUGAUGACAUUAAGGGAUUCUAUCAAGAGGCACCUUAAGCUGCCGCACAGCUAUUUGAUGGAGUACAAACCACAUGAUGCUUCAAGGCGUGACAACUCCUCCUACAGGAACACAUGGCUGAGAGGAUAAGAUCCAUGAUUCUCGCCUGCUUUAGAACUAUUCACUGUGAACUUCAGUUCUUAACUUUUCAACAUCGGUUCUGAAGAAAAUAGACUAUGUACCAAGCUUGCGGACUAUUAUGCAAUGCACUAGUCAAACACCAUUACAUUAUAAUGCUCAACCAUCCUUUAUUUACCGUAAAUGCAGUCUAAUGGAUUUUUCAA